AUGCGACCGCAAUGGAUUCUGGCGCUUGCUAGCGCCGGUACUAUCUUACCUGGUGCCUCUGCUCUACUUCGCUUUUCGUGUUCCCAACUCGUGGUUGAACGACUUGACCCCUUAGUUAACCCCGGCGUUGUCGGAUCGCCCCAUCUUCACCAAGUUAUCGGCGGAAAUGCCUUCAGACCGUUAAUGGAUCCAAAGGCUAUGGAUAUCCCGAGCACAGCCACCUGCACGACCUGCACGUUUGCCGAGGACUUUUCCAAUUAUUGGACGGCAGUCAUGUUCUUCCGCGCACGAAACGGAACGUACAAACGUGUCCAACAGAAGGGCAAUGUUUACUUUGAGGACUCGAAGGGCGGUGGUAUGACGAUCUAUUACAUACCGAGUUAUGGAAACACGAAUGUCACCGCAUUCAAGCCUGGAUUCAGGAUGAUAACCGGCAACCCUGCGAUACGCACUGAGGAAGAAGCAAUGAAGUACCGUCAGCUCACAUAUACCUGCCUUCAAGAUCCCAUGACGAGGACGAAUGAGACUCACGACAUGCCAAAAGAGCCGUGUCCUGCGGGCAUCAUGGCUAACCUACGGUUUCCGACUUGCUGGGAUGGCGUCAACUUAGACUCUCCCGAUCACGCCAGUCACGUCUCGUAUCCCGAAAGUGGCACAUUUGAAGAAGGGGGCCCCUGUCCGGCGAGUCACCCUGUGAAAAUUCCUCAACUCUUCUACGAAAUCGUCUGGGACACGACGCCUUUUAAUGAUAAGUCCCUAUGGCCAGAAGAUGGUUCGCAACCGUUCGUGUGGAGUUACGGCGAUGCUACGGGCUUCGGCAACCACGGCGAUUACAUGUUUGGUUGGAAAGGUAAUGCGCUGCAGAUUGCGAUGGACACCAACUGCAAUGGGUUCAAAUGCCCAGAGCUUCAAUACCAAGAGAUCAAAGAGGGGAAUAAAUGCUCGGUGAAGCCAAUAGUGGAUGAGGAUAUUGACGGAUGGCUCACGGAGCUUCCUGGUGGCAUGCCAGUCACUGACGCUAGCGGGAAGCCCAUUUACUAGGUGCUAUUAUUAGACAGCAGUAGAAAAAACGAGAGACUAUAAUAUGGCGAGAGAGGAAUAGUAGUUCUCAAAGGAGGUAGUUUGUUGAACCCCCCUUUUGGCUCUAAUACUGCUAGAUAGACAAGUUUCCAGAUAAUUAAGC
Daldinia caldariorum is the source of this 1183-nucleotide messenger RNA. RefSeq lists its product as uncharacterized. NCBI's taxonomy places the organism in Eukaryota, Fungi, Ascomycota, Sordariomycetes, Xylariales, Hypoxylaceae. The transcript has 6 exons. The record is from RefSeq and is a predicted model, not a curated record. The coding region runs from base 1 to 1041 and encodes 346 amino acids.